GUGAGUGGGCGAGUGAGAGCCAGUAGUGCAAGUUCUACAGAUGACUGAGAAUGACGGUGUGCAAGUGAGACCAAGUGAUAUCUGGAGCAUCUUACGGCAUCCAUGGCCGAGGUGGCUUCCAAACUCAUGAGUGACAUGUAGACUCCCUGGGUCACGUAACACCAGCCGCAAAAAUAGGCAAUUGGUGGGCAAAAGAAAGCAGUAGGCAGGGGGGGCUCACACCGCUACCACAAACGUGUACCAAUGAUAUGGGUUGUUUUGGAAGCGGUGGGGCAGAUGGGGACGUCAGCGCCAAAAGAGAACGAAGAAAAAGACACAGGGAGAUCCAGAAGCAAAUCCAGCAGGAUAAGCAAGUGUAUCGGGCGACGCACAGAUUAUUAUUACUAGGAGCUGGCGAGUCCGGGAAAAGCACAAUUGUGAAGCAGAUGCGCAUUCUCCAUGUCCAUGGAUUUAGUGACGGGGAGAAAAAGGAGAAAAUCUCCCACAUCCUAUGCAACAUCAGAGAUGCUAUCUUGACGAUCACGGGUAGCAUGGCUACCCUGACACCGCCCGUCAGUUUAGAGGAUCCCAACAACCAGGCGAGUGUCGACUACAUUCAGGACGAAGCCUCGCAGAUCGACUUCGAUUAUCCUCCCGAGUUCUUUGACCACACCGAGAUCCUCUGGAGAGACAAGGGGGUGCAAGCUUGCUACGAGAGAAGCAAUGAAUACCAGCUCAUUGAUUGUGCCAAGUAG
Hyalella azteca is the source of this 734-nucleotide messenger RNA. RefSeq names its product guanine nucleotide-binding protein G(s) subunit alpha. Gene Ontology annotation, biological process: sensory perception of chemical stimulus; adenylate cyclase-activating dopamine receptor signaling pathway. The record is from RefSeq and is a predicted model, not a curated record. Gene Ontology annotation, molecular function: G-protein beta/gamma-subunit complex binding; GTPase activity; G protein-coupled receptor binding. NCBI's taxonomy places the organism in Eukaryota, Metazoa, Arthropoda, Malacostraca, Amphipoda, Hyalellidae. The coding region runs from base 249 to 734 and encodes 161 amino acids. The transcript has 4 exons. Gene Ontology annotation, cellular component: heterotrimeric G-protein complex.